GGUAAUAUAGUACAACUCUGCCUCGCCGCUCGUCAGUCUGAACGGUGCUGCAUGGCAAGUCUCAAGGGCAAGGCAUGCAUUAGAGAGAGAUUCCCCAACGAAUGCAAAGGAAAAGUAAAUACAUUGGAAUUAAACAGGGAUUUGUACAUGCUUGAUGAAUAAGAUAUACAGUAUCUGGGCUGGAAACCUUGGAAUUUAAGACUUUUUCUACCCAAGCUUUUUUUAUCUUGAGAGAGAACAACAGGUGUUCUCUAUCUCUCUGCGAAGCACGACCUUGCUGUGGUGACCCGUUCGUGGGUUUAUUUGGUCCCAGUCUCCCGGCAACAAGAGGAAUAACCCUAACAAACUGCUGUAUCAGAAAGAUAAAUUUCAACACAAAGUGGGAGACAUUCUCUUGGCCCCUAGCCAGGAAUGGUGGAUAACUUCCUAGUGAGCGGCGAGGACACUUUUUUACCAUACGGUGGCUCCCCACCGGCAUACCGCCUGUUGGACAUGGUGACGGACGGGGGGACCUACCAUGUGAUGCCUUCGCCCUUCUCCGAGGAUGACCUAAGCGAGUCGUCCAGCCCUCGCUCCUGCUCCAGUCCCGACUCCCAAGUGCUCAGUUCCAGCUAUGGCAGCAGCUCCAGUGCCGAAAGUUCAGACAGCAUCCUGGACCUUCUGCUGUCCCAGACCUCCCUAGGUGGGGCAGGGACCGGGGCGGCCAUCCCCAUGUCACUGCCCACCUUUCUGUGGGACUCACAGAGGGACGCGCCAUCCCACCCCCACCCAGAGGCCUUGAAGGAGGAGAGUGUGGACUUCCCAGUCUGGUCCUUAGUGGACAUGGAGGAGCCAUCCUUCCAGCCCACCUUAGAGGAGAUAGAGGAGUUCCUGGAGGAGAACAUGGAGGUGGUGUCGUCCAUGAAGCAGGAGGCCCAGGAGGGGGCGCUGGGGCUGGGCCUGGAGGAGAUCUUAGGGCUGGGGGUGGGACUGGAGGUGUACAGGGAGUCCUCAUCCCCGGGGCCAAGGCUGGAGCCAGAGGCCAAGCAUUCAGACCAAACUGUGCCGACCGCAAAUGCUACCACCGUCACCGAGACCAAAAGCACACCAGCCACAUCGUCACAGGAGUACAACGAAGGCCCGCACAAUGACGUGUUCAAGAGUGGUUCAUUAUCCAGCAGGCCAGGAUCAACACAGAGCUGUGCAAAUGGUGGCAGCGCUGGAAUUCCGGUCAUCCUGCAGAUCCAGCCCAUUCAGAUCAAACAGGAACCUGGUGCCACGGUUCCUCCUCCUCCUCCCACAAUUGUCCAGCCUCCUCCUCAGUCGGCAUCAGACAUAAAAAUUGCCCAGCUGCUGGUCAACAUCCAGGGGCAUACCUUCGCCCUGGUGCCCCAGCUGCUUCCCUCCACCAGCCUCAACAUCUCCUCUAAGUUUGUGCGCAUCGCACCGGUGCCCAUCGCUGCCAAGCCCCUGGGCCUCGGUGAGGUGGCGGUCGGGGGCCAGGGCCAUGGGCUGCUGGUGGGGGGUCAGAAGUUCCAGAAGAACCCGGUGGCGGACCUUAUCAAAAUGCAUAAAUGCACUUUUCCCGGCUGCACCAAGAUGUACACCAAGAGCAGCCACCUGAAGGCCCACCUGAGGAGACACACGGGGGAGAAGCCCUUUGCCUGCACCUGGCCGGGCUGUGGAUGGAGAUUCUCACGGUCGGAUGAGCUGUCGCGGCACCGGCGGUCCCACUCAGGGGUCAAACCCUACCAGUGUCCUGUGUGUGAGAAGAAAUUUGCCCGCAGUGACCAUCUAUCAAAACACAUCAAAGUCCAUCGCUUUCCGCGAAACCGGACGCUGCGCACAGCAAACUGACCCCAUCCGGAUCACUCUUCAAUGGACAUAGACCAAGGGAGCACGGAAUGUGUGUGUGUGUGUGUGUGUGUGUGUGUGUGUGUGUGUGUGUGUGUGUGUGUGUGUGUGUGUGUGUGUGUGUGUGAGGUGUGGUGUGGUAUGAGUUAUGGAGGGUGUGAGAGAGAGAGAGAGAGAGAGAGAGAGAGAGAGAGAGAGAGAGAGAGAGAGAGAGAGAGAGAGAGAGAGAGAGAGAGAGAGAGAGAGAGAGAGAGAGAGAGAGAGAGAGAGAGAGAGAUGGAAACAGAAGGUUUAUGUGUGUGUGCCUUGCCUUUUAGAGAAAUAUUGUGCUAUAAUUUAUUGUAGAAAGAAAAAACAUUGAACAACCAUGUGAAACCAACAAAUGACACUUACCAUCUUCUCCUUAAUCAACAUUUCUUGAGAUUCUUGUUGCUGUUGGUGCUGUUGCAUGUUGUACUCUUUUUAUUUGUUUUUCAGUUCUGUCUUUAUCUUCAAUUUCAAUAAGAGAUAAAAUAAGCUUUUUUCAUUUGAGGUGAAAUGUAUAAUUGCUUCAGUAACAGCCUUCUAUUUUACUUGGAUAUGACUGCCUUUUAUCAUUUUAAGAGUCAAUGUCUUUGACAUUCCUCAUCUGUCAGGUUAAAGUUUUCCUGGAACUUUCUCCAAGUCAGGUUGAAGUUUCCCCAGAAACAUUGUCCUUGUUUUUUUCAUUGUCACUCACAACUCAUUGACAGAGAGGGUAGAGAAUAGUUUACUCAUUCAGCACACUGUUUAUGCAAAGGGAGGAGCCGAGCCUAUUGUCAAUUCUGUACAUGAACUACUGAUAACAAAUAAGAACACGUCACUAUAAGCUACUGGGACUCUCUCAAGUUUCAGAAAAACUUCACCGGCUCAAAUUCUGAUACAAGUUGGUUGAAAGUAAAAGAAUGGCAGAGAAAAUGCAAAACGAAAAGCAAAAAAGAAAGAAUUGUGCACGGUAAUGAUUGUCGAUUGUUUUACGUCUAAACAGGCCUUCCAGUCAGUGUUGUGUAUUUUUUGGUAUUUUUCGUGUAAGUGGCUCAAGCCAUUUGUUAGACACUCGUGUGGCCUUAAUCCACCACAGCAUCCUUACCAGAGGAGAAAAUAGUAAUAUAACAAGUUAUUCAUCAGAGUUUUAUGGAGAAAUGGUGAUAUGGUUUGAGACAAUGAAGAAAGGGAAUUGGAAAUGUAUCACCCUUUACUCGCUCAGUAUAUACGUCCAUUUUGCUCUCCGUUUUACUAUUGACACAAAAUCUGCCUCAACUCAACUAUCCAACCUGAUCUGUUACUGGAAUACCCACAAGCCUAUGUUGGCGUGAGGUCAUCAUGUAUGUGGAUACUACUACACCACGGUGCUGAACACCCGGGAAGAACUGCUUUCUGGGAACUGUAGUCACAACACUUAUUUAGGCCAUGACACAGUCAUUACUUUUGAUGUCCUGUUUUCUCUUGAAACUUGUUUGUUAUGUAUGCCAUGCCCUGUUGUGAAUAUGUACGGUGUGAGAGAUACCAUCCAUGCAGAGUUCAUGUACUGUUCGCAGAUUAAAAAGCAGGGGGACACUAUAUUGUACAUCAUUCCUUUCAUUCAAUUUUUGAAUUUUUAAUGCUUGUUUAAACACAAGUGUUUUAUCGCAUCCUAUGAAUGUAUGUUAAUACGCAGGAGUGUACAUAGCUGCAUCCAUGCGAAAGACACAGAAGACUAUAAUAACAUAUCUUAAGUCUGUGGUUGUGAAGAUUUCUAGUGGAACCCCUAAAUGUGUACAUAACAGAAUGUUUCAGUACAUAUGAAUAUAUUAUAUAUUUUUUCUUUGUUCUACCCAAGAUGCAUUUACAAAUAAAAAUGGAAACAAUCCUGUGUA
Molecule: messenger RNA, 3707 nt
Organism: Salvelinus fontinalis (brook trout)
Lineage: Eukaryota; Metazoa; Chordata; Actinopteri; Salmoniformes; Salmonidae
Product: Krueppel-like factor 15
Exons: 3
Coding region: 412-1836 (474 amino acids)
Biological process (GO): regulation of transcription by RNA polymerase II
Molecular function (GO): RNA polymerase II cis-regulatory region sequence-specific DNA binding; DNA-binding transcription factor activity, RNA polymerase II-specific
Source: RefSeq, a predicted model, not a curated record